CCGCGUGGCCCAGUCAUGGCGGCCGCGGGGCCUGCGCUCUGCCUCUUCGACGUGGACGGGACCUUGACGGCCCCGCGACAGAAAAUCACCCAAGAAAUGGAUGACUUCCUACAGAACCUGAGGCGGAAGAUAAAGAUUGGCGUCGUGGGAGGGUCCGACUUCGCUAAAGUACAGGAGCAGCUGGGAGAUGACGUGGUUGGGAAAUUCGACUACGUCUUCCCCGAAAACGGUCUGGUCGCGUACAAGGACGGCAAGUUCCUGUGUAGGCAAAGUAUACAGAAUCAUCUGGGAGAAGACUUAAUCCAAGAUUUAAUCAACUACUGUCUGAGUUACAUUGCAAAGAUUAAACUGCCAAAGAAGAGGGGUACUUUCAUUGAAUUCCGAAGUGGGAUGUUAAACGUGUCUCCUAUUGGAAGAAGUUGUUCACAGGAAGAGAGAUUGGAGUUCUAUGAACUAGAUAAAAAAGAAAAUAUAAGGGGAAAAUUUGUAGCCGAUCUCCAAAAACAAUUUGUAGGAAAGGGGCUGACGUUUUCUAUAGGAGGCCAAAUAAGUGUUGAUAUAUUUCCCGAUGGGUGGGAUAAGCGAUUCUGUUUGGGACAAGUGGAAAACGACGGCUACAAGACCAUUUAUUUCUUCGGAGAUAAAACGAUGCCUGGUGGAAACGACUAUGAAAUCUAUACGGAUGCCCGAACAGUAGGCUACACAGUAACUAGACCAGAGGACACCCAAAGAAUCUGCGAGAAGCUCUUCUUGUAAACCGUGGAAUAUAGUUCCUCACUUAUAGGCGAAGGAAACCAAAUCCAAAGUCCAUCUUCAUGCGCAAAACUGAGAUGUUAAAAACAGACGAGGGGGGAAGAAAAUCACCAUAUGAACGUAAGAGCUACCCCCCAUCUCCUAGUCCUAAAAAGGUCUUACAUCAAGUUGUCUUUUAAGCCACUUUGUAGGGAACUGUGUCUGUGGGAUUGCAGGGGAGACCCUUAAAAAGCAGAGGGCUGUCAAGCUGUCCAAGUCUCCCAUGCCCCUACCUUGUUGGUACAGUGACUUGGGGCACAGUACAGCUGUGUUGCAUAACUCUCUGGCUCGUAUUUUAGCUCAAACCCCCACUCAGGGCUAGAUUUUAUUUUUGCUUGCUUUUCUACCAAGUCAAGUUGGAGAGUCGAUCUUUACCAGUGGACAUUUUUCAUCCUGGGGGAUGGGGAACAAAAGAACGGAGGCUUUGGCGAUCCUUUGAAGAAUGAGUAUAGUACUUAAAAUGUGAUGCUUAUGCAGAUGUAUUGUCUCCCAAUUUAAGUAGUGUGAAGUGUGGAUUAUAACUUUGGCUUGGAAAGUUUGAGGAACAUGUUUGUGAAGCAAUGCAAUAUUAAUGGCUACUGAUCCCACUCCCUUCCUGAAUCAAAGCUGCUAAUUCUGAUUUUAGGGUUAAUGAAAGACUGUGAUUAGAGUCAUUGUCAGAACUCCGUUAGGGACUGAAUUAAUUUUGAUCAUUCAAGUUUGCAUAAGAUCAAGUGCAUCCGCUUCCUUAUCUCAACCACACUAGAGUUCUGAGUCAGAGCCUGUUAGUCGCCCCGGGUUUGUGGGGUUUUUUGGUAUUUGUUAAGCGCUUACUCUAUGCCAGGUACUGUACUAACCUCUGGGGUAGGUGCAGAUUACUCAGGUUGGACACAGUCCAUCUCCUACAUAGGGCUCGCAGUCUUAAUCCCCAUUUUACAGAUGAGGUAACAGAGAUGUUAAGUGACUUGCCCAAGGUCACACAGCAGACAAGUGGCAGAGCCAUGGGAUUAGAACCCAGGUUCCAUCUGACUUCCAGGUCCUUUAUCCAGUAGACCCCCACUGCUUCUCAGGUUGCUAAAGUGCUUUGCACUUCAGGCUUACUAUGGAAAUUGUAAAUAAACAUCUUCAAACGUG
This is a messenger RNA of Tachyglossus aculeatus (Australian echidna), 1905 nucleotides long. RefSeq names its product phosphomannomutase 2 (gene PMM2). Gene Ontology annotation, molecular function: phosphomannomutase activity. The transcript is spliced from 8 exons. Gene Ontology annotation, biological process: protein N-linked glycosylation; mannose metabolic process; GDP-mannose biosynthetic process. The record is from RefSeq and is a predicted model, not a curated record. NCBI's taxonomy places the organism in Eukaryota, Metazoa, Chordata, Mammalia, Monotremata, Tachyglossidae. Gene Ontology annotation, cellular component: cytosol. Bases 16 to 756 code for a protein of 246 amino acids.